Messenger RNA from Torulaspora globosa, 2280 nucleotides. It is a transcript of the gene TOP1, whose product is annotated as DNA topoisomerase 1. Gene Ontology annotation, biological process: DNA topological change; DNA replication; chromosome segregation. Lineage: Eukaryota; Fungi; Ascomycota; Saccharomycetes; Saccharomycetales; Saccharomycetaceae. The transcript has a single exon. Bases 1 to 2280 code for a protein of 759 amino acids. Gene Ontology annotation, molecular function: DNA binding; DNA topoisomerase type I (single strand cut, ATP-independent) activity. Gene Ontology annotation, cellular component: nucleolus; chromosome. The record is from RefSeq and is a predicted model, not a curated record.
AUGACCACUGAGAAACGUCAGUAUUCUUCAGACGAAGAGGAUACUCCACUGUCACGAACUUCGAAAAGAAGAAGAGCCGCCCAACUCGAUGAAGAGGAUGACGAUACUGGGGAGUUCGAUAGCGAUACGGCACUGUCUCAGGUUUCUGAGACACCGAAUGGACGAACUCCAGAAUUAGAAGAGGAAAAGACAACCAGGAUCGAGGUUAAAAGUGAGCCGACAAAGAAGCCAAGAAAGAAGCAGGCUACAGGUUUGAACAAAGUAAAGAAAGAAACGUCAACACGAAAGACUAAGACAUCUAAAUCAAAAAUCAAGAAGGAGGAGGAAGGCGUAGGAGAAGAGGAAGAGGAGGAUGGUGGGUAUAAAUGGUGGGAAGCUGAAAAGGAGGACGAUUCUGUGAAAUGGACAACAUUAAAGCAUAAUGGCGUCAUAUUUCCACCUCCUUAUGAGCCACUGCCAUCGCAUGUGAAACUGUAUUAUGAUGGCAAACCUGUAGACUUGCCAGCUAAGGCUGAAGAAGUCGCUGGAUUUUACGCGGCAUUACUAGGAUCUGACCAUACGAAGAAUCCUGUCUUUCAGAAGAAUUUCUUUAAUGAUUUUCUGGAAGUCCUAAGAGAAUGCGGUGGGACUCAAAAUAAUAUCGAGAUCAAAGAUUUUAACAAGUGCGAUUUUACAAAGAUUUUCGAAUAUUUCGAAUUGCAGAAAGAGCAAAGAAAGCAAUUAAGCUCGCAGGAGAAAAAACAAUUACGUUUGGAAAGGGAGAAAUUGGAGGAACCAUACAAAUUCUGUGAGCUGGAUGGCAGAAAGGAACAGGUCGGAAACUUCAGAAUUGAACCCCCAGGUCUUUUUAGGGGGCGUGGUGCUCAUCCCAAAACUGGUAAACUGAAGAGAAGAGUCUAUCCAGAAGAUGUUGUGUUGAACUUGGACAAAGAUGCACCCAUUCCACCGUUACCAGAAGGCCAAAAAUGGGGAGAAAUAAGACAUGACAAUACUGUCCAAUGGUUAGCUAUGUGGAGAGAAAAUAUUUCCAACUCUUUCAAGUAUGUGCGCUUUGCCGCUAACUCCUCUUUGAAUGGCCAAAGUGAUUAUAAGAAAUUUGAGAAAGCGAGGCAGUUGAAAGACCACAUCGACGCUAUCAGGAAAGAUUAUACUAAGAACCUGAAGAACAAGGUUAUGCUUGAACGUCAAAAAUCUGUGGCAAUCUAUCUGAUAGAUGUGUUCGCUUUAAGAGCGGGCGGAGAAAAAUCGGAGGACGAGGCAGACACUGUCGGUUGUUGCUCCUUAAGAUACGAGCAUGUCACACUUAACCCCCCAAACACAGUAAUUUUCGAUUUCCUUGGUAAAGAUUCGAUUAGAUAUUACCAAGAGGUCGAGGUUGAUAAACAGGUUUUUAAGAACCUGGCAAUCUUCAAAAGGCCACCAAAGCAACCAGGCGAUCAACUAUUUGACCGUUUGGAUCCCAGCAUUUUGAAUAAGCAUCUACAACAUUAUAUGCCCGGUUUGACAGCGAAAGUUUUUCGUACCUACAAUGCUUCGAAGACGAUGCAAGAUCAGUUGGACCUUAUACCAAACGAAGGAACUGUUGCUGAGAAACUGCUCAAAUACAACGCUGCUAACCGAACGGUCGCAAUCCUAUGUAACCAUCAGAGGUCUGUGACUAAAAAUCACGCUCAAUCGGUUCAAAAGGCUAGUGAUAAGAUAAAAGAGCUUGAAUGGCAAAAAAUCAGGCUUAAGAGAGCUAUUCUGCAAUUAGAUGAGUCUGAGUUAAAAAAAAGACCAAAAUAUUUCGAAGAGCUUGAUGAUUUAACUAAAGAGGAUGAGGCCUCUAUUCAUAAACGCAUUAUCGAAAGAGAGAUUGAGAAAUGUCACAAAAAGUUCGCUCGUGAAAACGACAAGAGGAAGUUUGAAGGCCAAGAGCUCUUGACCGAAUCAGAUCUGAAGGAAUGGCUUGACAAAGUCGAGGAGACAAGAAGAAACUACGAGGAAGAAUUGGAAACACGAGAGAUCAAGCUAAAAUCAGCCAACACCACGGUUGAAAAGCUGGAUAAGCAAAUCGAGAAGCUGGAUCAGAGAAUUCAGGUAAGUGCUAUUCAACUUCGAGAUAAAGAGGAAAACUCUCAGGUUUCGUUAGGUACCUCCAAGAUCAACUAUAUUGAUCCCCGACUUUCUGUUGUAUUCUGCAAGAAAUAUGGAGUCCCAAUUGAAAAAAUCUUCACGAAAUCAUUGCGAGAGAAAUUCAAAUGGGCUGUAGAAUCCGUUGACGAAACCUGGAGAUUUUGA